Rhododendron vialii is the source of this 1478-nucleotide messenger RNA. RefSeq lists its product as uncharacterized. Gene Ontology annotation, cellular component: membrane. Lineage: Eukaryota; Viridiplantae; Streptophyta; Magnoliopsida; Ericales; Ericaceae. The transcript is spliced from 9 exons. The record is from RefSeq and is a predicted model, not a curated record. The coding region runs from base 442 to 1275 and encodes 277 amino acids.
GAAAAAGGAAGACUAUAUAUAAACGAACUAAUACGUAGAGAGAGAAACCGAGAGAAAAGUGAAUCGAUCGACAAUGGAGUUGAAUCGAUGUAUCUACGAAACCUUUUCUGAAAUGACGCGUUGAAUUAUACUUACACUUCCACAUCAUAAGUAAUUGAUACUACAUAGUUGGAGUAGCAAUUGGAGUUCAAUUUGUUGGGAGGAAAGCUAAAUCUGGAUUUGCUUAAAUUAGAGAGAGAGAGAGAGAGAGAGAGAGAGAGAGAGAGAGAGAGAGAGAGAGAGGCCUUGUAUUGUGUAUAUAUAGAUUGGGCUGGAAAUCUGGGGACCCUAAAUCUGGCAAACGCGAGCGGGGGGUUGAGGGCAAGAUCGUCGUUGAGGCAAGAGAUCUCCAAGAACGACGACGAAGAUUCCCGCCCCUGGCGCCGCCGGAUUUUGUCCUCCAUGGCGGUGCGGCUCACCUGGUCCUCCGCCUUCCGCGCCGGGCUAUUCCUCAUCCUCCUCGCCGCCAUUGCCUCCGCCUUCAUCACUCUUCCCGUCGAAAAGAUUUUGAAAGAUUUUUUGCUAUGGGUUAAGCAUGAUCUUGGGCCAUGGGGUCCACUUGCGCUGGCUGUUGCAUAUAUUCCUCUUACUGUUCUCGCAGUUCCAGCCUCAGUACUUACGCUUGGAGGUGGUUAUCUCUUUGGAUUACCAGUAGGAUUUGUUGCUGAUUCUAUUGGUGCCACCCUAGGUGCAACAGCUGCCUUUCUUCUGGGCAGGACGAUUGGAAGAUCUUAUGUUAUUUCCAAAUUAAAGAAGUAUCCAAAGUUUCAGGCUGUUGCUAUCGCAACUCAGAGAUCUGGCUUCAAGAUUGUUCUUCUGCUUCGGCUUGUUCCGUUACUUCCAUUUAACAUGUUGAAUUAUCUUCUGUCUGUGACUCCUGUUCCCCUAGGGGAGUACAUGCUGGCUUCUUGGGUGGGGAUGAUGCCAAUAACAUUUACCUUCGUAUAUGUUGGAACGACUUUGAAGGAUCUUUCUGAUGUAACACAUGGAUGGGCUGAGGUUUCAAAAACUCGUUGGGCACUUAUGGCAGCAGGUUUUUUGAUAUCAGUGAUUCUGAUGGUAGUCACCACUAAAGUUGCAAAGGCUUCGUUGGACAAAGCACUUGCAGAAGAUGGUGACAUAGAGGGUAUCUUAGGGUCACCACGGCUUCCAAUCGUAGCAGAGCCACCCUUGGAUCUUCACAAGCCUCUCAUUAUCAAGAUAGACUCACCGGGAAACCAUCAUGAGAAACAAUAAUUCGUGUAAAUUCUUUUGUCUUUAAUUCCUCGAUUCUUUUUUAGUAGUUGUUAGAAUGGUAGACUGAAAAAAAAAAAAGAACUCUGAGCUUUAUGUACAAAACAGAGCUUCUGUAUUGUGAUUGCAAGCUGUUUAGUUUACAUGUAACUUAACAGCGAACUGGCCAAAUUUUGAAGUGAAUAAUACGUUAGGAUUUGUGCCCA